This is a messenger RNA of Acanthosepion pharaonis, 1023 nucleotides long. The record is from the annotation of a GenBank genome assembly. Lineage: Eukaryota; Metazoa; Mollusca; Cephalopoda; Sepiida; Sepiidae.
AUGAUCUCGCCGGACACUCCAUCACAGUCUGCUUUCUUUUUCUACAUUCUUCUCCUCCCAUUUUUUUUCUCUCCCGGAACACCUUCCAUCUUCUUCCCCAUCCCCAACAGAUCCCAUACCAUCCCUAUACCUUCAUAUACUUCUCGCCAUUUUCACCCGGCAUCCAAUUCGUUCCACAUCCGGAAACGCACUAGUGAUUUUCCAAGGAAAAGAGGCCUCGCAGCAAAUCCUGUCUGUCUACAAAGCCGCCGUCCGUGCCAACUUCCCAUUCAACACCGGGAACUUUCGUCUCCAGGGUAUGUUUUCCGAUGCACCGUCUGCAAUUUUACGCGGACGCAUUCCUCCCGGAGACGCCGUUUUCGUUUCUCAUUCGUCUUUCUUCUUUCUUUCGUUCGUUUCAUUCUGCAUUUCUCCUUUUCUCACUUCUUACAUUCUAUUUUUCUUUCUUUCUUUCUUUCUUACUUUUUCUUUCGUAUUUCUUCCUUACGUUUUUUCUUUCUUCUCUUUCUUUCUUUCUUUCUUUUUUACUUUCUUUCUGUCUUCUUUCUUACUUUUUCUUUCUUUCUUCUUUCUUUCUUACGUUCUUUUUUCUUAAUUUCUUUCUUUCUUCUUUCUUUCGUUAUUCUUUCUUUCUUACUUUCUUUUUUUCGUUCUUCUUUAUUUCCUUCCUUCGUUCUUUCUUUCUUUCUUUCUUUCUUUCUUUCUUUCUUUCUUUCUUCUUUUCUUUCGUUGUUCUUUUUUACUUUGUAUCUUUCUUUCUUUCUUUCUUACUCUCUGUCGUUCUUCUGUUUUCUUUCUUUUUACUCUCUUAACUUACUUUUUAUUCCUUUUUUUCUUUCUUUCUUUCUUUCUUCUCCCUCCUAUAUACCCAUAAACCUUUCUAAUUCACUCGCUGAACUCCUAUCUCGACCCCGCUUUCCUCCUGUUCCCUUUACUCUCCAACUUUUGUUUCCACAUUUUUUCUUUUGUCCCUUCAGUCCCAGAAGCAUAUCCCCGCUACAAAUAAAUGGACAACAACGAUAA